Fonsecaea nubica is the source of this 2427-nucleotide messenger RNA. RefSeq lists its product as hypothetical. Lineage: Eukaryota; Fungi; Ascomycota; Eurotiomycetes; Chaetothyriales; Herpotrichiellaceae. Gene Ontology annotation, biological process: DNA-templated transcription; positive regulation of transcription from RNA polymerase II promoter by galactose. The transcript is spliced from 3 exons. The record is from RefSeq and is a predicted model, not a curated record. Gene Ontology annotation, molecular function: DNA-binding transcription factor activity, RNA polymerase II-specific; RNA polymerase II cis-regulatory region sequence-specific DNA binding; zinc ion binding. Gene Ontology annotation, cellular component: nucleus. Bases 1 to 2427 code for a protein of 808 amino acids.
AUGGCGACAAAUCAGCAUCCCACACAGCAUGAAUUUGCACUCGUUGAGACGCGUACGCCACCUAGGACACUUGCGCAUCAGUCUGGGGUCCGAGAUGCUCGAAUCAAAACGGCUUGUGCAGAAUGCAAGCGAAGGAAAACCAAGUGCGACGGCACGCACCCCUGCUAUUCUUGUCGAUGGUACAAGCAACCCGAGAGAUGCAUCUACACCUUCUCACGUCCUGCGCUUGUCCUCAGUCGAAAAAACUUCGAGUCUGUUCGCCAACGUCUCGAGACCACGACCGAAAUUCUCGCAAAGCUGUUCCCGUCACCAUCAGUUGAUGCCCUCAGUGGACUUUCCCGCGAAGAACUACUGCAACGAAUUGGCUUAUCAUUCGAGACGGCGGCGUCCCCAGUGGCACCCGACCAAGGUAGUCUUGCCAUCGGCAACCUAAUACCUGUUGAGAGUCGACCUCAAGAUCGCGAUGAUGAUCUCAUGGACCAGCACGAUACGGUUCCCAGUGCUUUCCAAGAUUCUCAGCAACAGGACGAUGUACCAUCUGAAGCUGGUGAUGACGUGAAUGCCCUUUCGGCAACAACAAUACAGCCUUCGUCUUACGUUGGUCCCUCUUCGACGAUGCAAAUGUUCCGUACGAUACUCAGAAUUGCCCCUGAAUCGGUGGGCCAGCAACAGCCAACACACAGUCCAGAAACCAGUCAACGAAGUGCGUCCUACCGUUCUCCCGAGACCAGCCACAAGACACCACCAUCCCUCCAAAUGACUGAGAGAAUUGGUACGUUGAUCGACGCCUAUUUUCACUGGAUUGACCCUGCCACCCCUAUCCUUGACCAGACCGAAUUCAGGAAGAUCGCCUCUGCCGGUACUCGAAACGACAGUCCAUGGCUUUGUCUCUUCAAUAUGGUAUUGGCGCUUGGAUCCAUUGGCUGUACGACGACGGACUCCAGGGAACACCUCAGCUAUUACCAUGCUGCAAAGUCACACCUGGACAUAGAAGGCCUUGGGAACAAGAACAUUGAGACACUGCAAGCUCUAAUUCUCAUGGCUGGCUGGUAUAAUCAUUAUCGCAAUCGACCGAAUCUUGCGUCUGCACUUCUCGGAGCAGCAUUUCGUAUGGCAUAUGCAUUGGGACUUCACAAAGAACAGCCUAAUAACAACUCAUCUGUUGAGCAUCAAGCCCUGAGGCGGAAGAUCUGGUGGAACCUCGUUGUCCUUGAUUCAGCCGAGGCCGUGACAUUGGGCCGUACACUGGAUACCAAGAUCUUUGAGAGCGAGGUGAAAUAUCCUCAAGAGAUCUUACAAGAUAUGCCUGAUGCUGGUGAAAGUCCAUGUUCUUCCUCGGCUCUGGCCAUUACCAUUGGCUUCUCACGCAUCAUGACAGAGAUACAAAGCCGGUUGAUGGCUUCAAAUACUGUACCGUUUGCCGAACUCCUCAGCCUCGAUGCACACCUUGUCGAUUGGUACGAAGGUCUACCGACAUACUUUCACAAACUAGUAGGAAUGGGUGCUGUUAUGUCAGAUUCAUCGGGUUCGAAACGCUUUGUGCAGCCUUUUUUGACCAUCAGAUGGCGCUACCUGAAUCUCAGAAUGCUAUUGUAUCGGCCGAGUCUUAUGGAGGCGGUCCUCCACAGAAUCCCUUUCGGCGGGCUUACAUCUGACCAGCGGUUGUGUGUGCGAAAGUGUCUGACGCUGUCCGGGGAGACCAUUGAUUCGGUGAAAACUAGGUCGUCGGAGUCGCCGAACCAAUACAUUGCCUGGCCGUCAACCUGGUACUUAUUGCAAAUCUGCAUGAUCCCACUACUCAGCUUGUAUGUGUUUCGCGCGGAUGUUGGCGACCAUGGUUCCCAGGCCGAACCUGCUUACCAUCUACCUUUUAGACAUUCAGGCAGUGUUAAGGACCAGGUUCGACAAAUUCGAGAGGAAUGUCACAGGCAAGUUCAGACUACGCUGAGUUUGAUGAAAGAAAUGGAGCCAUGGGCUGUGGCAUCGACCAAAAUGCACGGCUUGAUCACGCACCUAUACGAGGCGAGAGACCAACACUUGCGCGUUUGGAACAACAACGACGAAAGUCCUAUGAUUGUGCUUGGAUCCCCUGAUAACUCAUCAAUGCAGGCAUCAGAUGCAAUGAAUGCACGACAACUGCAAGCCGAUGAUGCGAACAUGAACAACUGCGCCAAUCCGAGGACUGUCAACUUGUUACAGACCGAGGGGGCAGCGGUUCCGUCAACGGGUGUGAACUCAGCGGUCACCAUGACCCAGUAUAGCAUCGGAGUACACAAUAACAACGCAACUAUGAAUCCGACAGAGCAGUUUUCCAGAGAUUUUUCGAUUUACAACAGCUUCGCAUGGCCAAAUGCGACUUUGGAAAGCCUUUUCGACUUGCCGGAUGACUUUCAGUACAUGAACCAAGGCAUGUUUGGCUUGGGAUGA